AUGGAUUCGAACAAACUUGAGUUUGGUACCCGUCAACAUCAAUUUUAUGUUCAAUUGAAGUUUUGUCAGUCUGACGUUCAAACACAAAAUAAGCUUGACGGAAGUUCCGGUCUGGGCCUACCACACGAGACCCAAGAAGACCGAUUUGUGCACAAUAUGCGCAGACCUGGACGUGAACCACACUGUGACCCUGUCAUAAUAUUUGUGGACACUUUUCCUUGA
Opisthorchis viverrini is the source of this 222-nucleotide messenger RNA. RefSeq lists its product as hypothetical. The record is from RefSeq and is a predicted model, not a curated record. Lineage: Eukaryota; Metazoa; Platyhelminthes; Trematoda; Opisthorchiida; Opisthorchiidae. The transcript has 2 exons. Bases 1 to 222 code for a protein of 73 amino acids.